Molecule: messenger RNA, 1372 nt
Organism: Suncus etruscus (white-toothed pygmy shrew)
Lineage: Eukaryota; Metazoa; Chordata; Mammalia; Eulipotyphla; Soricidae
Gene: UBE3D
Product: ubiquitin protein ligase E3D
Exons: 9
Coding region: 17-1099 (360 amino acids)
Biological process (GO): protein autoubiquitination; proteasome-mediated ubiquitin-dependent protein catabolic process; protein polyubiquitination
Cellular component (GO): cytosol; ubiquitin ligase complex; nucleus
Molecular function (GO): ubiquitin protein ligase activity; cyclin binding; ubiquitin conjugating enzyme binding
Source: RefSeq, a predicted model, not a curated record
AACAGAUAAAGGUGCCAUGUGUGUGGAUUUCUCGGUUAUGCCUUCUUCACUCCAGGUGAAAACCACCGAAAGCUGCACAGAGCUGCAGCUGCCAAGAGAGGUCAGGCUUGAACCUUCAUCCUGCAGAGGGCUGCAGUUCGUUCCUGGAGAGGGAUUGCACCUGCGGCUUAAGGCACACGCGGAAUUCAGCCCAAAAUCAAUUUCGGUGUUUAAUCAAAACAUACAAGCCCAAGAAUGUACAUUUUAUUGCCAAUCCUGUGGUGAAAUCAUAAUAAGGGACAGGAAGCUUCUCAGGGUACUCCCACUUCCUAGUGAAAAUUGGGGAGCUCUAGUUGGAGAAUGGUGCUGUCACCCUGACCCUUUUGCUAAUAAGUCACUUCAUCCACAAGUCAGCGACUGUUUCAUUGGAGACUCUUUCUUCUUGGUGAAUUUAAGAAGUGAUUUGUGGCAGCCAAUGCCUGAAUUAGCCUUAAUGGAGACACAUUGUCAUGCUCUGGAGGGUGAUAUUAAGUUGAAACCAAAGGCAAAUACCAAAGUAAUUUGUAAACGUUGCAAGGUAAUGCUAGGAGAGACAGUGUCAUCAGAAACUACUAGAUUUUAUAUGACAGAGAUAAUCAUUCAGCCGUCUGAGAGAGAUUUUUCCAUCAUACCAAGGUCUCAGUUUGUCCAGAGUGUUAUUGCCCGGAUUUUGGUGGAACUCACUUCUUCGAGAAGCACUUUCAGAUUUACUAUUCAAGGCCAUGAUGGCAAAGUAUACAUCUUGCUAUGGCUCUUAAACUGUGAUAGUCUGGUGAUUGACUCUUUGAAGAAUUCCAGAAAGAUACAAAGAAGUAUACAGAAAUUUCCCCUGUUGGAAGAUCUACUGAAAGCAGAUGCUGGUUCCCCUUGUAGUACUGUCAAGGUCCUCUAUGUGCCGUGCAUCAAAAAUAGGAAUGAAAAACUUGCCAGCUCAUGGGAAAAUGACAUCAGUGUCCACUCUCUAACCCUGCCCUCUGCCACCUGUCUGGAACUGCUGUUGAUCUUAACAAGGAGUAACUUCACUCUGCCUUCAUCCCUUCGAUCUAUGGAUUCCUUUCAGGUUGCCUUUUUGAAAAUGUAACAGUGGAGCUAGCAUUGAUCUCCUUGGUGGACAACUCUUCACACUGCAGAGUGCACUGGAGAUCAGGCCUCCUGAAUUCAUCCCAGUGGGAGUGAUUACGGAGAGAGGAACCGACCUAUGGACUGAGAGCAUCGCACUUAAGCUUUGUGUUUACUUAUUUCUGGAUGGUUUCGAAAAGAAACAGUUGACUUUAAGACCUUGAAAAACCAAGGCUGCUUAUAUCCACUUAUCCCUUCAGUAACAGUAUUUCUAACAACAGAGUCUAAAAGGAAG